Fonsecaea nubica is the source of this 429-nucleotide messenger RNA. RefSeq lists its product as hypothetical. Gene Ontology annotation, molecular function: carbon-sulfur lyase activity. The record is from RefSeq and is a predicted model, not a curated record. The transcript is spliced from 2 exons. NCBI's taxonomy places the organism in Eukaryota, Fungi, Ascomycota, Eurotiomycetes, Chaetothyriales, Herpotrichiellaceae. The coding region runs from base 1 to 429 and encodes 142 amino acids.
AUGGUCGGAGGGAGUUGCCUUUGCGGAAACGUCAAGUUCAAUCUCGAUGUUGACCCCGAGGCCGCGGAUAUGCAAACGAAAGCAUGCCACUGUCGGCCCUGUCGCAAAAUCACGGGUGCAUUUGCGUCGCUCAACCUGACCGUUCCCGCAAAGGCAUUCACCCUUACAAGCGGCAAGUUGAGGACGGUCAAGACGAAACACAUCGAUGAAGGCUUUGAAUUUUCCCUGUCCUUCUGUCCCGAAUGUGGGAGUCCUAUCUACGCAAUACCUCAUGGGCCAGGGCCGCAAGAUGUUCUUGUGAUUCAAGUGGGGACGCUUGACGACGCCAGCGUACUGGAGAAGGUACCGGCGGUUGAGAUGAACGUGAAGCAUAGACUGCAGUGGGUCAAGGAGGUUAAAGGGGCUGAACAGAGGGAAAAAUAUGGAUGA